Messenger RNA from Uranotaenia lowii, 2797 nucleotides. RefSeq lists its product as uncharacterized. The coding region runs from base 29 to 2449 and encodes 806 amino acids. Lineage: Eukaryota; Metazoa; Arthropoda; Insecta; Diptera; Culicidae. The transcript has 2 exons. Gene Ontology annotation, molecular function: protein binding. The record is from RefSeq and is a predicted model, not a curated record.
AAUAGGACCGAUCUGGAUACGUACUCAAAUGCAGCUGCUAGAUGAUUUAUUGUCAAACAGCAUAGCUGAGAAUAAUAUAUAUGAAGCGGCGAAAACUCGAGUCAGAGUUUUUGGCUACUGGGGAAGGACGUUGAAGAUAUGGUUUCAAAAGAAUCGGGAAACGGAAGCCUAUAGAGAUCUCAUCGAGCCAGCUCAGCCUGACCAGGAAAAGGUAGCGUACAGUCUCCUUGAGCGACGAUUGAUUGCAGAACGCAACAUGCAGCAGACCGUGAUGAAUAACAUAAAAUUCGAACACAUAGGAAUCAUGAAUGUUAUCCAUCUGAUACGCGCCCGUCAACCUAAUUGCAUGGACGCUCGCGUCGGAACUUUGCAAAAUCAUCAUGACGAUAACAUUGCCUUAAUAACAACAUAUUCUAACAGCGUUACAGAGAAUGAAACUGCUGAAAACACAACUGACAAAAUCAUUCGCAGUUUGAUUGUUGGUAGCGAGAUAGAUUUGAAACAUACUAUCGAUCAAGAGGAUCGGAACUCUCAAUCCGAGUUGAUCAAUUUUGCCCUGAAGUUCUGUGUCCAGUUUGGAUACGAUAAGCCAUUGGAGUAUCUCGUAGGUCGGCAUCCGCUCCAAUUCUCGAUAUUGAAUGAACUACUUUCGCUCUCUGCAAGCUACUCGCACUGGUCAGUGACCAAAAUGCUAGUAAAACUUGGAGCUAAUCCAUGGGCAGAUGAUUUGCGAGCUUUAACCCUUAUAAUGGCAAAACGAAACUUCAAAAUCGUAAGACAACUUUUGAAAAACGGAAUUCCAGAAGAUAUGACACACCCAGUUCUGUGCCAUGUUAUUUCGUACGGGUCAAAGAAGUUGCUCGAAUUCACAAUGAAAAAUAUUAAAUUCGAUUUCUGGAAGUGUACAGGUGCUAUGGAAGCUGCUAUGAGAAAUCCUCACAAUGGCGUAUUUAAACUUGUGCAAAGGAUUUUAUUUCCGACUCCAAAAUCAGGGCACGAAUCUACCGAUAAAUGGGUAAAACUUUUCUACGAAUUAAGGAUUCUUAUGUUUCUUAACUGUGAAGAUGACUUUUUCGCCUACGCGCUUGCCAAACAUCCUGGUAUAGCUGAGAGUAUACUUGAAAAGCUGCGAACUUUCCUUCGAAUAGAGAAUUUCCAAGGUAUCAGAUUGAAUUUCAAUUCCGGAAUGAACAUCGAUUGUUCCUCAUUGUCGAAAAACUUGAACAACGGGCAAAUAAAAGAAGUGAUUGAGCAUUGCUCGGGGUUUAUGGAAAAACUAUCAAAUCUUGAGCCAAGCUCGCUGGCGUCGUUUAGUCAGUUUAGCAAUAGAUUCUCUGCCAUGAGAAUGAGCUACAUCAUGGAAGUAGAGGUCAAGCUGUAUCAUGACGAAGAAGUUGAUCAAAUCCCAUUCAUUUUUAUUGAUGUUGGGCUAGAACUGAUGUCUGAGAUUGAAGUUGCUUUAAAAAUAUAUUUCCAGAAAAUCAAAAACCUCAAAAUGGCUUUUGCGCGCGUUACAGUUUACCUUGACAAGAAAUCGAACGUCUUCAAACAGUACGAGUUCAUCUUCAUGGAUUCUUCUUAUUGUUUGGUUGAAUCAACAACAGAAUUGUAUCUGAGUUUGGGGUUCCUGCUGAAUUUAAAAGGGAAAAAUAUCAUUUAUGAUGCUCUGAAGUCCAAAGUGAAUCUGAUGCUCGUCAAAAAAUUGCUGUAUUUUGGAGCCAACCCCCUUAUGGUUAAUCAGGAUGGUCGAACUGCUUUCCAUGCCCCCCUCAACCGAAAUCCAUCGGAGAAGCUUUACCAAGUUCUUCACCAACACUGUGUCCAAAACAACCAAAUUUAUCACGCGAAUGGAGCUCACAUCUUCAAUCUGCUAGAUAAUGGUGGCUGCACUCCUUUAGGUGCAGCUGUCAUCGACAAUGACUACACCGUCGUCAGCUUCAUGCUCCGAAAUGGUGCCUAUCCAGAGAUUCCAAAUGACGAUACUCUUCCUCAGGAGCAACGCCCUCUACCAUGUGCCAUUAUCAGCCGAAACCAUAGGAUGGCAAAACUACUCAUAAGCCACUGUCCAAAUUUAGUUAACUUACCGGCCGAUCAAGAGGGAAACAGUAACCUGAAUAUGGCAGUCAAGGAGAAUGCCGACCGAAUAGUUCGGAUACUUUUGGAGGCUGGUUCAACUGUGAACCACGAACAUGUUCUGGCCGCUAUCAAAAAUGAAUCGGUGGAAUCCCUACAAGUUUUGAUGGAUUUUGCGAUAUCCAAAGGCUUGAACGUGCUGGAGAAUGAUUUCCAAAAAUCUGCCCUACAGGAAGCUUACGAGAGCGGGAACCAAGAAAUUGUGAAUAUGAUAGCGCUGCAUUGGCUUGUUUUAGGAGCUAGGCGAGUAUGCUGGAUAAAAAAUGUAUUGGAGGAUGAUGGUACUGUAUGGAUGACCGAUUCAAAAAUACGUUAAAUUUGCAGAAUCCAAAUAGAAUUCUUUAAGAUAUCUAAAAAGACGAUAGCAUUGUACGAGACAACAUCUCAGUUGUGUAAAAACUCUUAUUCAUCAAUUUCUUAAUGCCGCCUACAAAGUGUUGUUCCAAAUCCUACUCCACCGCUUAACGCCACGAGCAAACAGAUUCGUGGGAAGUCAUCAGGGCAGCAUCAUGGAGGAACGGUGUACGACGAACCAGAUCUUCACAUAACGACAAAUCCUCCAAAAAUGCUGUUAACACCAAGUCCCUACACACCAUCUAUUCAUCGACUAAAGCCGCAUACGACACGAUCGACCUAGACGAGCUAUGGAAAAUGGAAAAAAGCU